Messenger RNA from Babesia bigemina, 3750 nucleotides. RefSeq names its product PHD FINGER PROTEIN, putative. Lineage: Eukaryota; Apicomplexa; Aconoidasida; Piroplasmida; Babesiidae. The transcript is spliced from 2 exons. The record is from RefSeq and is a predicted model, not a curated record. Bases 1 to 3750 code for a protein of 1249 amino acids. Gene Ontology annotation, biological process: regulation of transcription by RNA polymerase II.
AUGAACGUUAGGGAGACUGCGCAGUCGACAGCCACAGAUCUCGGGUGCUCUUUCGAAGGAUUCCUCCUCUCUCACUAUGAAGAGAUCUACCAUGAGAGGAGGCUGCCCUGCGUGGUAUGCAAGAAGAUGGCACCGUCGUCGUACGUCUACGAUGGACAGAGCAUCGACUGCCAUGGCAAGUGCCUCGCAUUUGUCCUCUUCUACUACUUCAUGCAUUUCUACGAUGUCGCUGCUCCGGCGCAAUCGCGGGAAGCGGGCGAAAUGCCAAACCUUACGAAGCUGUACAAGAUGCCGUUCCAACUGCUCAACGCCACCGAGUACAAAAGGCACUGCGUCUUCUGUGGAGCGAGGAGCGCGUUCUUCAAGUGCUCUUCGGAGAACUGCCUGAACCACUACCACCUCAGUUGCAACACCAACGCAACCAUCGUCGUGCACCACGGCAAAACGGACUCCAAGAAGCCCUGCUACCGGUUCCUCUUCUGCCAAGUACACAUGAACAGCUACGAGGUGGACCUCGUGAACUGCAGGUUCAAUUCAAAGAUAUCGCUGCUGGAGGAGUACGAACUCCUGAAGAAGGGAACUGUGCCCAUUAAGGACCCGACACCAGCCGAACCGCCGACGCCAAUCCCGUCCCCAGUCUCCACCAGCGUGACGACGCGGGGCGCGACGAAAGUGCAGUCUCACCUCAAGUUAGAGAGGGUGGAAAAGAAGCAGGCGGUCGUCAAAGGGGCCGUUGUGACCCGCAGGAUGGAUGAAUCUAAGAUGCCCAGAACGUCGUCCCACGAAGCGAGAACGGACACUACUAAUAUUAACGUAACGCAGUCUCAAGAAAAGUUUGGUCAUUCAAAGGACUAUAUUGCAUGCUUGCUUAACGAGUACGGCGUGUUGAAGCGCCACGGGUACCAAAAGAACACGAAGAAGUUCGACUGGUGGCCUUAUGAAGUCCUCUUCAGCAAAAUAGGCCCCGAUCUCUUCAGCAACAUCGCACCACUCAACAGCGGCCUUGUUGAGCUGUACAAGGACCUGCGAAGCGUCCUCGUGUUUAACAAAUGCGUCGAAUCGGUGAUGGACUUGAGGAAAGUGGCGCUCGAGUGCGAGCCUUGCGUGAUGAACAUCACGGGUUCCAUCGCAUCGCAGCUAAAACUAGACGCGAAUCCCGCAUCGCUGCAAGGUAGCCCAACUUCAAGGUCGCUUCCGGCGCCGACACACGUGCCGUAUGAUGUGAACGUGGAGAGUAUGCAGCAGGUGCUGUAUGGUCAGAACGCCCACCUCGCCCCCGGAAUGAACCUUAAUAUAUCGCAGAACAAUGAAGAGUCCCCUUUGCAACUGGGAUUUUGCCAGCUUGUAGGGCACAAGACCCACAGGCCAACGUUCGUUUUGGCGAAAUUCGGAAGCCAAUCGGUGUGGCUGUCGGCAGCCCACGUCAAAUCGAGACGGGACGGGACAACGAAGUUGGUUUUACUGGAUUACAUCCACACGGGAUCGCUAGAGUACGAGUACUUGAGAAGAGUCUUGAAGUCGAUAUAUUGCCCACAAUCGCAUUUAAUGGCCAUACCCGUGCUGAUGCCCCCAGAAGUUGACGAGGCUGGCGAAACAUACCCCGAAGUGGAAACCAUCAACUUGAGUGGGUUCUGCUGGGACCUCAAGCCGUCGGUGACUGCAUACUUGAAAAACAGGCUCGUAACGUCGGACGCCCCCGUUGAGGAGGGCGGAACCGCCCAUGACGAGGCACUCAUGGAGAUUAUAGACACCAAGGAGAUUGAAGACAAUGCCCUGUUCAGUGAUCCCGUAUCCUCGAAACAGCGGUGCUUCGUCACUAAUCAGGCGAAUGCGCUCGUGGGAGUGUUGAAGGCGGUGAACAAGGCAAUAGACGAGCACAAGUCAAAGCUGCACCAGAGUCUGAUGGUUGAACACGCGUACAGCAAAAGGUUACACGAGGACAAGUCGCUGGUGGAACAGUACACGAAAGUAGCGACGCGUAUGAACAGGUGGUCCCACUUCAGGCGCUCGAUAAUGCAGGCUGUCGAGACAUUCAACAACUUCCUGCUCCACGAGUCCAGGGCGGAUGACCAGCAGAACAAAAACGAGAAAGUGAAGGCGGAGACGGUAAAGGAUACCACGGACAAGGAGUUUUGCUCGGUGUGUCUAAUGGCGGAACCCGCGCAAAAGCAGAUGAUGCAUCAAUGCAGCCGCUGUUUCAUACGCGUGCACUUCAAGUGUUAUGUGUCGUACAAGCCGACCACCGUAGAGCCCGUCCACGGCACCGUGAAGUCGGAGGAGACCGUGCACGACUGGUUUUGCGACCCGUGCGAGUACGAGGUGCUCAUGAACGCCAACAGCAGGGCUGCGACGUGCAACAAUGCCGUAUGCUGCGUUUGCUACAGCAGCGGUGGUGCACUGAAGCGCGUUUCGGAGCAUGCGGCGAAGCGCAACGCUCCCAGCAUGCCUGUCAAGUGGGUACACCUCCACUGCGCAGCGCUGCUGAUGCCAAAAGUCACGUGUCACGAUUGGGUGGACCUGAACAAAUGGGACCUCAGAAAUUCAAACGCCUCGACGACGGAGAAGUGCUCGAUUUGUACAGUCAGCGGAGGCAUCAUGCUGCAUUGCGCCAGGCCAGGCUGCAACAACAAAUUCCAUACCACGUGCGCGUGGGUUGGUGGGGGUUACGUCGUGGAGUCGCCACUACACAAUGCAACAGACCUGCCCGGAAUGGUCAGGAACACCUUGACCUUCAACGAACUCUUCCCUGCCCUCUCACUUCGGAUGUUGUGCGCGGAGCACACGGCUGAGCGUUUCGGUGAUAGGGCUGUGACAGCAUUGAUGAGGAGACGGUGCUACGCCUACACGCACUACCAGUACUCUCCACAGAACACCAAUAACGACAUGAAGAACGCGAUCCUGCCUCUGAAGCCGUGCCCCAGCCACAUCAUCGUCACCAGAAACGGUGCCAUGCACUCGACUCCCAUGGAGAGCAUCCGCCCCAAGGAGGAGGUGCUGGCGCCAGAGCCCACGACGUUCGAGAUGGUCACUAAGCAGAGAAAGUUGCCCAUGGCCCACUCAGUACACGAUGUGAUGCCCACUACGGCCUCGCACGGGGUUGUAAUGAACUCCCACCACCCAGGGAUGAUGAUGGUCAGCACCACCCCCAGUGUUAUGAUGAAUUACCCGCACGGGAUGAUGGUUAACACCGCGCCGAGCAUGAUAGUCAACGGCGGGCAGCACAUGCUCGUGAAUGGCGGCCAGCACAUGGUCGUCAACACGGGGCACCAUAUGAUGAUGGGCGGCGGUCACCCGAUGAUGAUGAACCCGCACCACCCGAGCAUGAUGAACACCCAACACACGAUGAUGCCAACCGGUAUGAGGAAGCCCACGAUGGCGCCGCUCGUUUACGGUACCCACAACGCGUACAUGAACGAACAGCCGCGAUACGGGGUAAGCGCCAUCGCCUCGCACCUAUCGGGGGGCGGCUACAAGCAGCCCAUGUCCCACACCAACGUGAACCACAUGGAGGUGCCGAUGCAACACGUCAUGAUGCCAUACGUCGCGCCCGUGACCGCCGUACCCAUAAAUGGCGGGAUGUUGCCAGUCGCCCAGCACCCGCAGUACCAUCAUAACGGAUAUCAGCAGCCUGUGCAAAUGGUUCCCAAGUACUGGAACCCGCGGCUAAACCAAAUGCAGUACAAGGAGCAGCAACCGCCGCCCGACAACCCGUAUGUGGGCGUCGGAGGCAUGGGAUACAUGGAGCAGUGA